Messenger RNA from Ictalurus furcatus (blue catfish), 4834 nucleotides. RefSeq names its product Rho related BTB domain containing 3 (gene rhobtb3). Lineage: Eukaryota; Metazoa; Chordata; Actinopteri; Siluriformes; Ictaluridae. Bases 393 to 2273 code for a protein of 626 amino acids. Gene Ontology annotation, biological process: proteasome-mediated ubiquitin-dependent protein catabolic process; regulation of proteolysis. Gene Ontology annotation, cellular component: cytoplasm. Gene Ontology annotation, molecular function: ubiquitin protein ligase binding. The record is from RefSeq and is a predicted model, not a curated record. The transcript has 12 exons.
UGAGCGCUGAUGGCGAGGCGCUGGAUUUUUCCACGUUGUUUUGUGUUGAACUUGUGCUUCCCCGCGUUGUAGCGCCGCACACUGCGGGGGUCUGGACGCGGGCUUUCGGGGGUGGUGGGUAGGGGGAGCUUUUCCUUUUUGGUCUGCUCACUGGAGCAUUGCGCACAGCACACUUUCUCUUUUAAGCGGCUUGUGUGUUUGUUUGUAUUCAUUCAUUUAUUUAUUUAUUUAUUUAUUUAUUUAUUUAUUUUAAAGAAGAAUGCACACUGAAAAGGGACUCGAUCGGUUUCGUGUGUAAUGUGGAUUUCGGUGGAUUUGUGUUGUCGAGCUUGAUUGCGGAAAAACCGUCUGAUGGGAAAACGUGGCGCUUGAGGACGUGCUCACCAAGCUUCAUGCUCUCAGCCGAGGGGACCAUGUCUGUCCACAUAGUGGCGCUGGGCAGCGAGUGUCCUGGGGGAGUGGGCUCCGGAGAGGAGCCUGCCGCUCCAGCGCAGGUGCAAGGGGGGCUGCUGUGGAGCUACCUGGGCCAUGGAGCCAGAGAGCUGGACCCCACGUCAACCACUCCUUCCAGACACCCGCUGAACCCAGCUUUUAUGGAAUACCAGUCCAGAGUGUUCGGAGAUGUCCGAGUAAUGGUGCGCGACUGCCCUAGCUGGGACUUGUUGGACAGUGACUGGGCCAGCGUGCGGAGUGUUUUGGAGCAAGCUGAUAUCGUGGUCAUUAAGUAUUCGGUAAAUGACAAGCUGACCUUCCAGCAGGUCAGAAAUGGCUACGCCCCUCGACUCCGCCCCCUCCUGCGUCACUGGGGCAUGCCUGUCAUCCUGGUAGCAGUCGGGGCACGGCUUAAUGAUGAAGGGCCGCCGUGCACGUGCCCCCUGUGCGCGUCCGACUGGAGCACUUGUGUUCCUCACGGCGAGGGGCUCCAGCUGUCCCGAGACCUGGGAGCCACCUACCUAGAGUUACCCUCGCUCAAUAACUUCUUCGUUGGUCGCUACUUUGGCAGUGUGCUCGAAUACUUCAUGAUUCAGUGUCUGAAGCAGAAGGCGAAAGAGAGACCUGACAAGAGGCGGGGUCACCGGUUUAAUGAGCCCCGCCCUCCACACUUGGACCAACCAGCACGCCUUCCUCCAGUGCGAGUGGAGGAGUCCAGCUUCUCUCAAGACCUGCAGUGGUUGCUGGAGCGUGGCGUGCAGUUUGCUGAUGUGGUCUUUUAUGCCGGGGAUUCUGGGAAGGAGCUGGGAUGGGCACAUGCAGCUGUAUUAAGUGCUGUUAGCCCAUAUUUUAAGCAGCUGCUGGUGGGAAGGCAGGCGUGGGAGAGGCCCAUGUCCAGAUGUGCCUGCCGGGAGAGAGACAGCCCACACUCUCUGUUGUCCACUUGGGAUGGUGGUUUGGAUGACCUGACCCGGACAGACGGGCACCUUCCUGGGCAACUGUCCCGGCUAGUGGUGAAGGACCCGCUGCUGUGUGCAUGCAUGUGGGAGACGCUGAUGUUUCUCUACAGAGGGGCCUGGGAGUGGGAGUUUCUGGAGGAGGCUUUGGCUGAGAAGCUCAAGAACCCUUUAGCAGUGGCCCAGCUGUUGGAUCGAAUACGCUCGUUUGUUGGGAGAGAAAAGGCCCUGAGGGACACGGCUGCUCCACGCUCUCAGCCUGGUCCUCAAACACUGGGAAACAUCUUCAACUCCCCUCUCUAUUCUGAUGUCAUUUUUAUGGUGCAAGGCAAUGUCCUGCCCGCACACAGAGCCGUGCUUGUGGCUCGCUGUGAUGUCAUGGCAGCCAUGUUCAGCGGCAAGUACGCAGAAGCCCGGAGUCGAGUAGUACCCAUACACGGGGUCUCCUCCGACACCUUCCUCGCCUUCCUGGAGUAUCUCUACACAGACACCUGCUGUCCAGCCAGUGUGUUGCAGGCUAUGGCGGUACUUGUCUGUGCAGAGAUGUACCAAGUGAAGCGUCUGCAGCACCUCUGCGAGGUGUGUGUGUGCGCAUAUUUGCAGAGCAUGCCGAGCCGGGAGCUGGCCUCCACCAGCAUCAGUGUGAUCCGGUUACUGAGGAGAGCAAAGUGUCACAAUGCUGACCAGCUGUAUGUCUGGCUCCUCCACUUCAUUGCCAAUAACUACCUAAUCUUCAGCCACAAACCUGACUUCCUGGAGCUAUCAGAGGAGGAGCGGGAGCAGGUGGAGCGGCUGCGCUGGCCCUCCAGAGGCUACCUGCAGGAGCUCAGCGAGUACCAGCAACGCAGACGGCAGCUGCGCAAGUCCCGCUGCAGCAUCAUGUGACCUCCCGCAAGCGACGCGCUGAAGACGAGGACAGAAGGACAUGAGAACGAGGAGAGAUGAGUCACAAACAUGAAAAAUAUGCAGGAGGCGCAAUUCUGCCAGACGGCUGGAUUUGUUGCUUUGAGAACUUUGACCACUGAUCCUGUGACAUUAGCGCGCGGUCAUGUGAUCUCCAGAGACCCCGAGCGGACACUGUGGCCACAGGCAUACUGUGUUUCUCUUGGUGCCCUAUGACACGGAUCUGGCUUUGUGUACACACAGAGAAACUGUUCCUCCAAAAAGAGACCAUGUACUACAUUAACUGUAGAAGCGACUCCGAGUGAGCGGACGCGAAGGAGGAUCAAACUCUUCGAGGCAGAAUGUGGAGCCCAAAAUCAUGCCGUUAGAAAUUUCUGUUUGAACAAAACAAAAUCCCAUUUGGAAUAGACUAUGAAUACUGAGGUUUGUAAAGGAGCGCUGAAAAUACAUUUCAAGCUUGAGGUAAUACAAUUGCAGUGUUUGAAAUUUACAAACGAUGGAAUAUACUCGUAAUUUCCGGAUCUGUGAUAGAACAUAAAAUCAUAUAAUCUUCUCGAAAGUUCUGUGAGUCGUUCACUUUCUUUGCUUCGCUUUCGUCCUAACGUCCCAGUAACGUGCGGGGAAAUCUGUCGAGAACAAAAUCUUCGUCUUGAACCUAGUGCAUUUCACGUACUUCACACGUACAGCGACUCGUAGUGACAAAGCGACCGGCGAACGUUCAUUUUCAACGAGAGCUGGCGACGAGCGCGACGCUGACCGUUGGCGACUAGAUGUGGGCGUGUCAAGUUGAGAAAACUUUAUGCAAAUUUGGAGCGACUCGGUGCGGCGACUACCGAGCAAGUGAAGACGAUAGAUCCGCCAUGCUGCCUGCGAGUCCGAACUGCUUCGUGGAACCUGACAGUCCGGCGCUUGCGCUUUCGCCGCAGAUAGAUCUCACUGAUAGAACAGCGCACACUGCUUCUCCGUCAUCUCUUAUGAUGAUAUGACGCAUAUAUACACACUGAAUUUUAUAUACAAAUCGCUCUCCCACCAGAAUGGUUCAUUUUAGUAGCAAAAUUUGUCCAAAAUGGAAUGCUAGUUACUGAUAAAUGUUACUAUGGCAACCAUUAGCAGGAACACCUACUGGCGACUUCAUAAUACAUAAUAAUAAUAAUAUGGCAGCAAUAAAAUCGUGUGUGUGUGUGUGUGUGGGUGUGUGAGAAUGUACCAUUAUUGAUACUGUAGGGUCCAAACCAUGAAGUGCUGAAAUCAGUUACAGCUAUAUACAAAACUUGAGGUGGCGGUCUACAAAAUGUGAUCGUUACCAGGUUAUCAUAGCUGCCAGAUUCCGUCAUCUAUACCGCACAGAUUAAUAAACAAGAUUAAAGCCAAAGUAGAUGUUUAAAAAAAAAAAAAUCUGGAAAAAAAAAAAAAAAAAACACCUGAUUAUCAAGUUUUUCAAUACACGGAUAUUAUUAAUUUUUUCCAGGUAGAGACGAGCUUGUGUUAAGAAAGAAAACACACAGGAGGACAUAUCUGAAUGUUAUGACAUGUACAACCCCUGUGGUGGAUUUACUGAGAGGUUACAACACAUUACCAGAGAUCCGUGCAUCAUGCAACCUUUUCUUUAAGAAAUAAAACUGAUAAUCGACAUAGAUUGAGCUCUCUCGUUAUCAGAUUAUGUAAGUAAACGAGUUGGGUGGUACUUUCAGUUACUCAUUAACCGCUUGUGAUAUCUUGUAGGAUUAUUCAGCUAAAUCUCUUGACACAUCACUAUUGAUACUCUUCAUAGAAAACCUGUCCAAAUUCAUUUAUUCAUCUUCAGUAACCUCUUUAUCCAGUCAUGGGUUGCAGGAACCCUGGGAAUCUAAGUUGGGAAUACAUCCUGGAUGGGACAGCAGUUCAUCACGCAGGCAUUUACACACAUUCACAAUUUCGAGUAAUCAGUCCCCCUACAGGCAGGUUUUUUUUGAACAGUGGGAGGGAACCCAUACAGGGAAGGAACCCUGGACCCUGGCACUGGUUCCUAGUCAUCCUCAAGCAUGAAAUUUAGCUUCACGCUUUGCAUCGUUCCUUUACAAACCCUUAAAACUCACGUCAGUUCGAAAAUCGGUUUCAAAUACGACCCAAUUCCAAGAAAUAUUCAAACUGAAUAUUCCCCCCCCCCGAUGGCAUGAUUCAAACUCACUGGAAUAGCUGGAAUAUAUUCCCAAAGUAUUAAACAGGGUAGGGUCAAACAUAUCCUCUCCAGAGAUGUUUCUCACAUCCUCAUGGUCAUGGCGAGAAUUUCUUUGAUCUGUGAUUACUCUUGCGAAACUUCAAAUGUUUAUUUUUUUGCCAUGAGAUUAUAAUUUUACGCCGAUGCGAACUAUUUUUAUAACAUGUACAUCCGAGAUUUUUAUUUGGGGGGGGAUAUGUACUGUAUGUAUGUAUUAUGUAUCCAGCAUGUGGUUUGUUAUACGUGCAGUCGGUGUGUUGGAUCUAGAGCCUGUUUCUGGCUGUCUUUAGUCUAGUGCAGUUCUGUCGAUCUUCAUCUCCACCUAAAUAAAGGCAUUUUAGAAGCA